This is a messenger RNA of Hibiscus syriacus, 398 nucleotides long. Its product is annotated as non-specific lipid-transfer protein 1-like. Gene Ontology annotation, biological process: lipid transport. Gene Ontology annotation, molecular function: lipid binding. NCBI's taxonomy places the organism in Eukaryota, Viridiplantae, Streptophyta, Magnoliopsida, Malvales, Malvaceae. Gene Ontology annotation, cellular component: membrane. The transcript is spliced from 2 exons. The record is from RefSeq and is a predicted model, not a curated record. The coding region runs from base 1 to 330 and encodes 109 amino acids.
AUGGCUCUGAAUGAUUUGGAGGGGCUGACCGAUUCAGGCUCAAAAAAGACACCUAAUCAUUCAGACAUAAGACAUUACGCUAAUACCCUCUCGUUCUUGAAGGGUCCAGGCGAUGGUGUUGUUCCUCCAGCAUGCUGCAGUGGGAUCAAAACCCUCAACGGUGAAGCCCAAACAACACCAGAACGCCAAGAAGCUUGCAACUGCCUCAAAAGUGCAGCUGCCACCAUCACUGGCAUCAACUUAAACCUUGCAAGUGGACUCCCAGGCAAGUGUGGUGUCAGCAUCCCUUACCAGAUCAGCCCCAGCACCGACCGCAAAAGCGUCAAGUGAAAGUUUGGCCAUGGAAGUUCCUCAGCUCAUGAAAGCUACAGAAUAAAAAUGGAUGUUAAAAAUGGAAG